AUGGUCAGCAGUCCCUUUAUUUUGCAGAUGCUCACGCUGCUGAUGGUAGUCGUUACUGCUCACAGUGAGAAACGGGCUGCAAUUUUGGCCAGGAGGAUGGUUAAUUUACAAUCGAGCUUACAUUUCAAUUCAUUAAGAUCUGACGAUAUUCCAAUCUCAAUGGCCGAGUAUUACGUGGCUUCAGAUACCUGUAGUGACGUGGAAGGUUUAUCUAACAAUGGUGAUCCCAUCUUACUAUUGAGCAAAAUGAGUACCUCCUAUAAGAACUGGCAUAAUAACGGAACUAUCUCUGUGACUAUAGAGAAGCCAAAAAUGGGCCAUUUCGAUGGUAUUAUGGGUAAGCCUAGGGGUAUUUUCUUUGGCAAAUUGAGAGAGUUGCAUCUAUCUCAUGAAAAUGCCAAACGUUUGGCCGGUCACUUCCUAAUAAGACAUCCUGAUGCCCGUCACUGGCUGCCAGAUGACCAUGAAUCGCACGUUCACGAUACCAGGUGGUUCGAAUUCGAGGUACAGUCCGUUUAUUUCGUUGGUGGCUUUGGUGACAGGUCAUUCAUCGGCAAUAUCUCUGGGAAUGUUUACCAUCAGGACUUGAGAGAUGACGAGUCGUAUCCAUGUCAUGAGGUAAACUUGCAAGAUGCUUUACCCAAAGAGGUUGAGGGUGGAUCUCGCUCAUUGUCCCAACAAUCUUCGUUUGACGGAUUCUUCCAAUUGAUUAAGACACUUAUUAUGAACUAUUAG
This is a messenger RNA of Torulaspora delbrueckii, 735 nucleotides long. RefSeq lists its product as uncharacterized. The transcript has a single exon. Lineage: Eukaryota; Fungi; Ascomycota; Saccharomycetes; Saccharomycetales; Saccharomycetaceae. The coding region runs from base 1 to 735 and encodes 244 amino acids. The record is from RefSeq and is a predicted model, not a curated record.